AUGGCUCCUACACGCGUCGGCAUCGUCGGGCUAUCUGCCAAGGGGCCAGACUUCGUCCCGGGAGCGUGGGCCACAUUGACCAUCCUGCCGUCCAUCCAGAACUCGCCCGAGUACGAGAUCGUCGCCCUCUGCAACUCGUCCGUCGAGGCCGCCCGCCGCUCGAUUGCGAUGCACGGGCUCCCGAGCUCGACCAAGGCCUACGAGGACAUCCGCGAGCUCGCGGGGGACGCCGACGUGGACCUGGUCGUUGUCAGUGUCGGCGUGUCCAAGCACCUCGAGCUGGCGGUCCCCGCACUCGCCGCCAAGAAGAAGGUCUAUAUCGAGUGGCCGCUCGGGGCCUCGGUCGCAGAGGCCGAGAAGCUGGCCGGACUGGCUGAAGCAGAUGGGCUGCAGACCAUUGUCGGUCUCCAGGGCCGGAGUGACAGCCUCACCGUCAAGCUGAGGGAGAUAGUCGAAAGCGGCGAGAUCGGCGACCUCCUAAGUACUUCUGUCGUUGGCACGCUCUUGACCACCCCUCCGAGUUACUGGGUUGAGGGGGCUGAGUAUUACCUCGACAUCAAGAGCGGAGCGAACAUGUUCCACAUCGGCUUUGGACACUUCCUAGACUCAUUUACUCACGUCCUUGGCGAUUUCGACCUCGGCACUCUGUCGUCCGUCCUCAAGAUUGACCUCACACAGGGGCCCCUACACAACGCAGAGGGGAAGGUCGUCGAUCCGGCAUACCCGAAGAGCGCGCCCGAUCACGUCCUCGUUCAGGGAAAGCUGAAUGGCGGUGCCACGGCCUCGCUCAACUUCAGGACAACCAGUGCCACUGUUGGUGACGUUGGCGCCCGCUGGAUCAUCAGCGGGACCAAGGGAGAAAUCGAGGCCAGCUGGGGCAACAUGGUAAUGUGGCAGGCCCCCCACCCGAGCAAGAAGCUCAAAGUGAAGCUCUUCACCGGGGAGGAGCGGGACGUCGAGCUGAAGAGGCCGGACAUCCCCGCCGUAGCCAGCGUUUCAGACUUGGCGCUGAACACGGCUCUGAUCCUGGAUGCCUUCGCCCAGGGUAACGGCUCGCGGUAUGCCAACUUUGAGUCUGCGUUGAAGACCCAUCGUCUAUUGGACGAGAUCUUGAAAAGGUCCGGUGGGCGAAGUGAUGCUGAGGCCGUCCCUGUACUGAAAUGCCGAGAAGCAGCCGGGGGAGGGGUGGCAUCAGGCACGGCGUCAGAGACAAACCCAGAGACGCAGAAAACCAGGCACAUCGCCAUCCUGGACACGGACGUGAUGGUCCCGGCUGUUGUUCCGACCUACGGCCGAUAUUUCAGUGGGCAAUACAUCAAGCUCCUCGGCGCAGCCGCCAAAAGGCUCGGCGUGUCCCACCUUGUCCGCUUCACGACCUGGGACGUCGUCGCCGGCCACUACCCGGACCCGUCGGACGUCGACGCGAUCCUCAUCACCGGCUCCAUCGCGGCCGCCUACGACACCGACCCCUGGGUCCUCGCGCUCGGCGCCUUCAUCGAGGGGGUCUACGCGGACCACCGCCACGUCCGCAUCUUCGGCACCUGCUUCGGCCACCAGCUCGUUGGCCGGGUGCUUCUCGGCCCGCACGGCGUCGUGGUGGAGAAGGACCCUAACGGCUACGAGUUCGGCGUCCAGACGAUUGCACUACACCCGAGGCUCGUUGAGGACUUCCCGUGCCUGGAAGCGCUCGGUGGUGCCGAACCCAACGCCGCCGCCGACGGCACAGGCCCGAGCCAUCGCGGUCUACGGCUCCAGAUGUGCCACGGCGACCACGUCGCGCUGCCCCGGCCACCGGCAGGGCUCCCCGGGAAUUGGAUCAACAUCGGGGGUACUGCGCAUUGCGCGUUCCAGGGCCUGUACGAGCCGUCGAGGGUCCUCACGAUCCAGCCGCACUUCGAGUGCGACCAGGUCAUCAUGGAAGAAACGAUUCGGUACUUUUAUACGCCGGAUAAGGGGUUCUCAGAGGAGUUCCUAGAACGGGCGUUUGCAGGUACCAGGAGAGAGGACGACGCGGGGGCCGCGGCGGAGUGGGUUCUGAGAUUCCUGGCGAAGAUCUGA
Messenger RNA from Colletotrichum higginsianum IMI 349063, 2058 nucleotides. Its product is annotated as Oxidoreductase. The record is from RefSeq and is a predicted model, not a curated record. Gene Ontology annotation, cellular component: cytosol; nucleus. The transcript is spliced from 3 exons. NCBI's taxonomy places the organism in Eukaryota, Fungi, Ascomycota, Sordariomycetes, Glomerellales, Glomerellaceae. Gene Ontology annotation, molecular function: nucleotide binding. Bases 1 to 2058 code for a protein of 685 amino acids.